Messenger RNA from Penicillium riverlandense, 1659 nucleotides. Its product is annotated as imidazoleglycerol-phosphate synthase. The transcript is spliced from 3 exons. Lineage: Eukaryota; Fungi; Ascomycota; Eurotiomycetes; Eurotiales; Aspergillaceae. Gene Ontology annotation, biological process: L-histidine biosynthetic process. Bases 1 to 1659 code for a protein of 552 amino acids. Gene Ontology annotation, molecular function: oxo-acid-lyase activity; imidazoleglycerol-phosphate synthase activity. The record is from RefSeq and is a predicted model, not a curated record.
AUGCCUACCGUGCACUUGCUCGACUACGUGGCCGGGAACAUCCGUUCCUUGGUCAAUGCCAUCAAUCAAGUCGGCUACGAAGUCGAGUGGAUUAAAUCCCCCGAUGACGUGAAGAAUGCCGAGAAACUGAUCCUCCCCGGCGUCGGUCACUUCGGCCAUUGUCUUUCGCAGCUCAGCAAAGGAGGGUAUUUGGAACCAAUCCGACAGCAUAUCGAUGCGGGAAAACCCUUUAUGGGCAUUUGCGUUGGUCUACAGGCACUCUUUCAAGGCUCAGAGGAGGAUCCCGACGUCCCCGGACUGGGCUUGAUUCCAGCCCGCAUGCGGCAGUUUAACGAUAGCACCAAGAGCGUGCCACACAUUGGUUGGAACUCGGCCAUGAACACCGGCAUCGGAGGUUCAACGGAGCGGAGCUUCUAUGGAUUGCGGCCGAAAAGCAAAUACUACUACGUCCAUUCUUACGCGGCUCUCUACGAAUCGGGCAUUCUCGAGAGUGAUGGAUGGUCGGUCGCCACGGCCACUUACGGCGAGGAGGAGUUCAUCGGCGCCAUUGCCCGAGACAAUAUCUUCGCAACACAAUUCCACCCCGAAAAGAGCGGCCAGGCUGGGCUGCGUGUCAUCCGUGCAUUCUUAAACAGCGAUAAGGCCCAACUGCUCUCCCAGGGCACAGUUGUGGGCAAAGGAGAGGACGGACUAACUCGCAGAGUUAUUGCCUGUCUUGAUGUACGAACGAAUGACUCGGGCGAUCUAGUCGUCACCAAAGGUGACCAAUACGAUGUGCGCGAGAAGAGCGGAAUGGACGCUGGUGGCCAGGUCCGAAAUCUGGGAAAGCCCGUCGAUAUGGCCAAGAAGUAUUACGAGCAAGGAGCGGACGAGGUCACUUUCCUGAACAUCACCUCUUUCCGCAACUGCCCCCUCGCCGACACGCCCAUGUUGGAAAUCCUGCGGAGGACAUCGGAGACCGUCUUCGUGCCCUUGACCAUUGGUGGAGGAAUCAAAGAUGCCGUGGACACGGAUGGUACUCACGUUUCCGCUCUGGACGUGGCCACCAUGUAUUUCAAGUCUGGUGCUGACAAGGUCAGCAUUGGCUCAGAUGCGGUCUUUGCUGCCGAAGAUUACUACAGCGCCGGCGAAAAGCUCAGCGGCCAAACAGCGAUUGAGACAAUCUCCAACGCUUAUGGAAAGCAGGCCGUGGUGGUGAGUGUCGACCCGAAACGGGUCUACGUGGACCGACCCGAGCACACCCACCACCAUACAAUCAAAACCGUGCACCCCAAUGCUGCGGGGCGAAGCUAUUGCUGGUACCAGUGCACGGUAAAGGGCGGACGGGAAACCCGCGACAUGGACGUGCGACAGCUGGUGCGGGCGGUUGAGGCCAUGGGAGCCGGAGAAAUUCUGCUAAACUGCAUUGACAAGGAUGGGAGCAACAGUGGGUUCGACUUAGAAUUGAUCAACGAUGUCAAGGCCGCCAUCAAGAUCCCCGUGAUUGCUUCCAGCGGGGCAGGGAACCCCGGGCACUUUGCCGAGGUGUUCCGGAAGACAACGACGGACGCAGCCCUGGGGGCUGGAAUGUUCCACCGAGGAGAGUAUACCGUGAGCCAGGUGAAGGAUCAUCUCCAGGCAGAUGGGUUCCUGGUUCGUCAGUUUGAGGCUGACCUGUGA